Hydractinia symbiolongicarpus is the source of this 7770-nucleotide messenger RNA. Its product is annotated as P2X purinoceptor 7-like. The transcript has 3 exons. Bases 260 to 826 code for a protein of 188 amino acids. Lineage: Eukaryota; Metazoa; Cnidaria; Hydrozoa; Anthoathecata; Hydractiniidae. The record is from RefSeq and is a predicted model, not a curated record.
UGAAAAAAAUGUUAUUUUUAUAAGACAAUACAUAAAUAUGUCAAAAUAAACCUUUUACAAUCGUUAAAAAUCUUUAUUUAUACCUUAAUCGCGUCCGUAAACAUCUUCAAUUUCAAAUAAAUUUGCAAGGUCGCGUAAAGUCGAGAGGACUAGGUCCGAAUAAAUUAGCAUACGUCACAUCGUGCAAAAAGUCCGUGAGCUCAGCAGCACGCCUUCUAAAAGUUUUGUUUACUUACUGUUUACAUUGUUCGUUGAUAAGAUGUCUUGUAAUAAUGACGAAGAAUAUAACUUAGAAAGCUCAGAAUCGGAUAAUUCUCUUCAUGAAAAAGACUUUACAAAGCUACAGCCAUACGAAUUUGAACCUCUUGUGUCUGACGAGGAAGAAGUUAGUAACGGUGUAGAAAAUGACGAGGUUUCUUUUACUGAUGCAGAGCCACGUACGGGUAAUGCAAAUUGGUGUGAAUGUGGAAAUUGUAGAGCAAUGGAAACCGAUACUGAAAGCGUGUGCUGUGUCGAGUCAAACGAAAUUCCUGAUGAGUUUUUCCAAGGUCAUAAAUGCGUUACAGAAGCUGCUGAUUUUCAAGUGGUUGUUUUGACAAAAGCUGUUUUAGAAACUGCGUUAUCUGCAUUGCAUGAUUUGAGAGGAGACACUUUAGAAUUAAAAAAUGAAUCUUAUCGUUACGCUGGUUAUAAACAGUUCACUUGGUGGAUACACAGUCGAUUGGGAAAAGGGGUGAGAAGAGUGAUUCCUUCUUGUGUAGUAUGGGCAAUUCGAAGAAAAUAUCCGGCAGAAGAUGAAAAAUAUGUUUUAUUCAAAGAAAGUUGAAUAAAAAUAAAAAAAUAAAAAAGUCACGUUUUAAAUCUUGUCCUGAUGGCUUUAAUGGCAUCGCUUUUGUCGGGUUUUUCAACCUCUGUUAUUCUUUCAGCAAUUUCUCCUGUUUGUGGUAACUUAUCUUUUUCGUUGUCGAUUGGUUCCAAAGUAGCCGUCAUUAAUUCUGCUAAAUACGCCUUUUCUUUCUUCUCGGUAAUUUUUUUUACGACCCAGGAUUGUGUUACUCGUGAAAAGACUUGUUUAUAGCGGAGUACUCCUUUUUUGGUAACAGCCUGUUCACAAUUAGUCCCCGAGUUAAAAUCAAGGACAGCCAGCUGCGUGCGCGCGAUCAUACCUUCCAUGCUGAAAUGAAUACGUUUCGGGCAAUAUUUGGUAAGCAAAGAAUGGAAUACCUCUAGGCUUCCCGUAUGGCAAAAGUGCGCCAAAUAGUUCAUGUCGGCAAGAGUUUUUUUAUUUUGCACAAUAGUCUCCACUGCUUCAUAUGCAGGUGAAUUCAACUUUAACCAUUUGCGUUGCUGGUCUAAUGUGGGGUGCGCACAUUCAUGGAAAUAUUCAUUGCCUUGCCAAGAGUGGAUUCCACGAAUAUGAUAAAGAAUGCUAAGCCACCUUUCACGUAAAACGUUUUCAUUUUUGUCGCAUGAAGCGCAGCACCACCAUAAAUGAUUUAUAAUGGAUUUGAUCCAAGGUAUCAGCUCAAGACAUUCUUUGCGCUUCGCAGCAGCAGUCAAGCUUUUUUUCAAGCUUUUUCCAAAGUGCCAAACGUCGAACUGGUGGUUUAUCUCAGGAUGUUCUUUCUUCAUGAAUGCGCGGAUUUGAACAUGGCGAUCUGUUGUUAAUGCUGAAACUGUCACUUUGUGGUCACGCAGCUUAUUUAGUAGCGUUACUAAUCCCCACUUCUCCAUUCGACUAGAAUUCCCUGCAGUUCUAACAUGAACAACUUGAAAGUCGAUGAUUUUAUUGAUGUCUACGCUCAUUAGAGUGUACGUACCAUACUUUGCACUGUAACCUGGAGAGUCACUUCGCCCAUCACCAAUCAAAUUCCCUUCUUUCGCAGCGCACUCAGAAUAAAUGUUAUUUCGAUAUUUUUUAUAAAAAGUGUUUAAUUUUGGAAAAAGAACGGACCUUUGAAUAUCAUAGAAGGUGGACUUAGAGAUAAACUGAAGCCUCAAAAUACUCAUCAUUUCGGCAAUGCGGGCGUAUGUGUUUCCGGAAUACAAUAUGGCUGCAGAAAGUAAUAAGUUCCCUGCUGCUCUUCCAUUUACGAUAGGUUGAGACUGCCAGCUGAAAACAUGUUUAUUUGGACAAAUACUAGUAACAAUGAUAAGAGUUCCACGUUUUACCACACGAGUAAUGCACGUUUUUUGUAAACACGUGAAACAAACUUGAAAUAAUGUCAACAGACAAGACCAGAAAACAAGAAAUUGUGCGUCGCUUUUGAGCCCUGGGUUACAUUCAGCAGUGUCAAAAGACUCUUCUUCGCUGAUAUUUUCAUCAUAACUGUCGUCGAUGUGAAUUUGUAAUUGCGGUGAGUAUAAAGAAUCAUCAGAAGGGCACUCAUCACCAGAGACGAUAUCAUGAUCACUUUCCAUAUUUGCAUUCAGCAAGAAUGUCACGUCAGCUUGCGGAGGAAAGGAUAGGUCGGUGUUAGUAGACUUACAUCGUCCGUGCGGAAGAGUAAAUUUCACUUUUAAAACAUCCUUCGUUGGUUGUAUCUCAGGAUGAAUUGCCUCUAAGGGAUCAUCACAUUGUGUUCUAACGGACCUGGUAAAAGUAUUGGCACCAACCGAUUUCUCUACCGUUUCCACAAUUGCACUAACGCCUUGUUCCUUAACCAAUGAAAUUAUUUCUUGUUCAGCGUAUACUUCAAGGUCAACAUCAUCCUCCACACUUAAAGCCUUUGCAACACACUAGAAAAAAAAUGAUCAGAAUAACUUCCAAGAAAAAAGACAGGCACAACUCACAUUUUGGCAAUAGCAUAAAUUUUAAAAACACACUUGUUUUUUAGCGAAAGUUUCCAAUCUUUUUGAUGUCGAUUCUCUUGAAUUUUCAGGCUUACUAAAAGAAAAAAUUGUUGGAACAGCAUCCUCGGUCAGCUGUCUCUUUCUUUUGAUACCAGUAAGUUCAGCCUAAAUAAACAAAGAUUAGAAGUAGCGCCGAUGAAAUGAUGCUAAUAAAAUGGGCACAUUUACCCCCUGAAAAUAUUCGGCAGGUCCUUCCAUCAAAAAGCUUCUUUUUUGAAAAACAAAGAAUAGAAACUUACGAGCGCUACGAAAGAUACAUGUCUAACUAGAUAACUUUGUAUUGGAAAUUGGUAUAAUGUUCUUUUAUAAUAUAAAUAUGUAGAAAACGUUAUUUGGUUGUGUUGUGGAUAUAAGUACAAAUAAUGAAAUGAAGAAGAAAUGAGAAACUUUGAUCGCGUUGACUAGCUAAAAUGGCAUUUUUACGAAGUGGCAAUAUUUUAAUAUGGAAGAUUAUUACCUGGAGAUCCCUUUUAAAAGAACUAUCUGUGAAGUGCGACGAACAAAUAUAAAAACUUCGAUCGCUUGGUAGAUCACCUGUACGACGUAUUUUGUUUAGCCAUUUUUGUCUGAGUUCUUUCUUUUUCACAGACGGGAUUCUGUGAAAACUGACUUCUUUACACUUUUCUGAUCGAUUGGUACAUCCAAACGCAGAGCAACUAACCAUUUUUUAAAGAUUUAAACGUAAUUUACAUACAAAAAGCGAUUUAAAUGUAAGCCAGAGGUCUUAACAUGAACGUUCUCUGCGCUCGCUUAAACUUUCUGCACGAUGUGAUGUCAUUGUUUAUAAUCGGGUCCAGUCCUAAAUGAAAUCGCGCCUGUCUGUUUUUUUAUAAGAAAAAAAUUGAAUAUGCGAAGGCUAGUACAACGAUUUUAAAUAAGGAAAACAAGUGAAGUAAGUUUUUUUUGAUUUCUUAUGCUUUUCUGAGUACGUAUAAAACAAAAAAGAAAAAAGUGAUUUUUACUGGAGUUCCCCUUUAAGAUAAAAGGUACAUCCUAUAAGCAUACGAAUCAUUACUGAGAGCCAUACCUGAUUGGGCCAAUUUAUAACAGGAUGGGGCAAGAGGUUUGGUAUAAUUACCAAACCCUUUGCACCAUCCUGUUGAAUUCAUUGUAGCACUUUGCUAAAAAUUGCAAAAGGUGGAAAUGCAUAUAUUGGUGACCAUUUUCUCCAGUCUAAUAGUGUAAGAGCAUUUACUUUUAAUGCCUCCGGAUCUGAUUCGUAAGAAACAAAAGGUUUUAGUUGGUAAUUUAUGCGACUUGCAAAUAAAUCAAUUUUAGGCUUGUAUUAAUUGUUUCACAUACUUUUUUAAAUGUGGUUUCAUUUAGCAUUCAUUCCUUAUUGUUUACACCUCUCCUUGAUUCCAUAUCAGCCAGGAAUGCAAGAAACUGUUAGCCACUUUUUAUUGUCUACGGCGGCUCAGUCCCAAAUAUGUUCCACUACCUUUCUUUCUCAGACUCGGUCCAGACGCCAUAAGCUCUUUAGAUGACAUGUUUUUUUUUAUUAGCAUUGAAUUUUUGAAAUCAGGCUCAGGUAUGCUUAGCAUUAAAAAAGAUGCUUACAUUAUGCUAGGAAUAUGCUUAUUCCCGUUACCGUUCCAAACCUAAUAACCAAAAUAAAGAACAAAGUUUCACAUUUUUAACUGUUUUUUUUUCUUAAAACACAACCAGACAAAAUGACUAAAGCAAUCAAACACUCUCUGCAGAUAACGUUCGUAAGAUUAUUGUACUAAGAUUAUCUCAAAUUAUAUCAAACUGCAUCUAUAAAACCAAAAAUGUUUCUCUCUCCUUCUUCUUCAUCUGGGCUAAAGAUGUGCUGAAAAUAUCCUAAUAUGCUUAAACUAUGCAGCAAAACAAGGGCUCACAGUUAUGCUUGUAAUAUGCUUUUUUUCACUAAUCCUGAGCUUAAAUAUGCUUGUAAACGUUAUAAAAAGAAAAAAAACAUGUAAUGGGCACGCUGUUAAGCAUCUUUAAUAUCUAGUUGCUAUUCAUAAAACAUCCUGUUGUCACCAGGUUUAGUACACUAGAUAUAGUUUUCAUUUUAAAAUGCGCCGAAUUCAGAUUUUCAUUGAGAGAUUUUAAGUUCAGGAUUAUUCUAAACGAUAUUUCAUCCUUUUUUCUGAGAAAGAUAAGGGAUACAAACUCCCCUGUUUAUGUUUAGUAUAGAUCGAUAACUUUUUUGUCUUAGAUUUUCUGUUUCUCCUGACUUAAAAAUUUUUCUUCCACUUCAAAAAACUUCUUCUUCUCUAAAUUUUCUCUAAAUUUCUCUUAAGGUUUAUCAAAUCCUUCUCUUCCGCUUAAGUUUACCUGUACAGUCGACGCUCGUUAUCUCGAACUCCCAAGGGACCGAAAGAAAAGUUCGAGAUAGCGAGCGUUCGAGAUAGCGGAGGUUCGACAUAACGAGCGUAUUUCAUAAAAAGUUCGAGAUAACGAGUUUUUCGAAAUUUUUUGAAAUUUUCAGAAAAGGGCAAGGGUCAGUAGUUCGGUCAUAAGUAUCUGUGGGCAAGCUUUUAAAAUUAAAAUUCACCUGAAUUAAGGGUACUUGAAGGAACUGUUUGGUCAAGAAAGGGAAAUGGAUAAUAAAGAAAACAGCAUUUUGCGUACAUGUAUACUUAUUGUUGAUUACAAUUACAUACAUUAUUUUUGAUCGAAAAAGCUCAAAAUACUAGUUUGCUUCUUGUUUUUCAUUUCACUUUUAAGAAACAAAUCUUCAAAGCGAAGCAGGAGGCGUUGCAUGUCAUUUCCAUCAUCAGUGAAUAGACAAGCAUUUUGUAAAGUCUCCACUGCAGUGUUUAUUUCUGAUUUUGUUGGCUUGCUCACUGGCUCAUCAAACACCUCGAUGACAUCGGCAUUUUCAUCAUGCUUCUCGUCAUUCUCAUCUGUACUUGGCCGUACCGACUCAAGGAUUUCUUCAUCAGUCACGGGAUUUUCGAUUGUGGUCAAAUCUUGGUCAAUAUCGACAACAUCACGUGCCGAGAGAUCAGCAGGAAUAAUGGUAUCGUCAAUGGCACGCAGUUGUGUGAGAUCUUUCUCCAGUUGUUUAAAUGGAUCAUCAAUAUUAUCAGUUGCAUUCUGUUGAGCUUUCUUGGAAAUCUUUGAUUUCUUGAAGCAAUUUACGAUGGUUUCUUUCUUCACUUUGUCCCACGACGAAACAAGUAUUUGAAGAGCACGCAGAAUUGAAACUUUUGGAAGAUCUUUGCCUUUUUCUAGGUUUUGAAUCAUCAUGUUGACCAAUUUUUGGCGAUAAAGAGACUUAAGACAUCUUAUGACACCUUGGUCCAUCGGUUGUGACACAGAAGUUGUAUUUGGAGGUAAGAAAAUCAAUUUAAUGUUGGGCAGUCCACCGACACCAGGGUGAGCGGGACAAUUAUCGAUGAUCAAGACUAUCUUUCGACCUUCUUUUAGAAACAUUGCAUUGAUUUCUCGCACCCACUCUUCAAAAAGAGAGCUGUCCAUCCAACUCUUCUUCUGCGCUCUGUACCUGCAGGGUAGGGAUGUUACAUUUUUGAAGCACCUUGGUUUUUUCGAUUUACCAAUCACAAACAUUGGUAGUUUAUCUCCGACAGCAUUGGCAGCUGCAAGCCCGGUAAUUCGGACUUCGCUAUUUUUACCCCCAGAGCAUUUUUCGGAUUUGUAGUGAUACGUUUUAUUUGGCAAGCAUUGGUAGAAGAGACCGAAUUCGUCGGCAUUGUAAAUAUCUUCUAGUUUGUAGUUAGUUAAUAAUGUUGGUAAAGUGGUUUCAAACCAAGAUGCUAUCAUAUCAGGUUGAACAGAAUUGCUUUCACCAACGACCGUCUUGAACGUUACAUUGUGCCUGAAAUAGAAAAUAAAACAAAUACCGACUUGUAUAAAAGAUUUAUUGUUAACCUGUUCGUGCAUUUUUUCGAAUACGAAUGUUCGAAUUUCAAUUCGAAUGUUUUUAAAAAUUCUUGUGUGAACACCCUAUCAUUAUUACUUGUGCAUGGCAACAAGGAAAAGCAAACCAGGAGAAAAAGGAGAAGAUGGAUCUUGCAAAAAUGAUAAUUGAUCAAAAUUUAAUCAAUGUUGUAAUGAUAAAAGAAUUUGAAUUGGCUUCACAUGUUAAGGGGUUCCACGUUUAUAAAGCAUUGUGGACUCCAAAAAAUGGGGAGACUUUACAAUGCGAAGGAGAGCCUAAUAAUCCCGUUGACAAAUAUGCUGUGUGUGUCAAGAAAGAAAACAAGAUAGUUGGACAUUUACCACUUGGAAAAUCUGGAAAAUUUGCUAAAACAAUAUUUUAUUUCCUCAGAGCUGAUGAAUUAAGCUCGUGCAAAGUAACUGUGACUGGCAAACCAGUUAAUUUGGGAGAUGGUGAAGGCAUGCAAGUGCCAUGCAAUUUGACAUUUAUUGGAACGGAAAAGUGCAUCGAGAUACUCAAGAAACAUAUUUAGUUUAUGUUAGUCUUUUUAAGAUUUUAAUAUCAAAAUAAAACCAAUUCGAAAAAAAGAGAUUUAAUAUUCUUACCUUUUUUUCCAUUUACCAAGCCAACCGUCUGAAGCUUUGAAAUCUUCUACUCCAAGCUCCUGUGCAUAGCUUUUAGCUUUCUCCUUUAGUAUUGUCCCAUCGAUUGGUAUGUUUUUGCUUCGUUGUGAAACAAACCAUUUGAACACGACAAUAUCUACUUCUGAGAAUUUACCAUCUCAGAUCUUUCUUUUCUUGCUCGAAGAUUUUUCGAGAGCAGAAAAAAGUUUUUCCUUAUUGGCUAGCCAAGUUGAUAUCGUGUUUUUAGGCACCCCGUACUUUUUAGCGAUAUCUUUAUUUGGAAUACCUUUUUCCAAUUCUUUUAAUGCUUGGCAUUUUUCUGCCAAAGUUUUUACAACGAGCUUUCUUUUCGGUGGCAUUCUGACAAAGGAAAUCACAAAAAAAACAUUGCAAAAUCUACCUGUUUUACAAUGGAAUGUC